GGCUCAUCGCUGCUGAGAUCCCGCAGGCUCCUUGGCGGCUGGCAGUGGAGGUGGCAUCUCGGCGCUGGACCAUGGUGCUGUGAGAGCAAGCUGUCCUCUCCCUGCUGCCGAGCUCCAGAAUGCACGCUGCCCCCGGCUGCAGGCUGCCCCUCGCCGCGCUCCUCCUCUGCCUCCUCCUGCAGCAGCCGGGCAGCAGCAAGGCAUGGAAGCAGCACGCCCCGCGCCUUCGCCUCGCCUACAAAGAUCUGCUGAAAUCCAACAGCUCUCGCCUCUUGCUGGCCUCAGGGGAUGGGCUGGAUUUCCAAGCCCUCUUGGUGGAUGAAGACAGGGCCUGGCUGAUGGUGGGAGCAAAAAACCACAUCUUCCUGCUCCACCUGGACCAUCCCAGCAGAGAGCCCGAGAAGAUUUUCUGGCCAGCCUCCAGGGAGCAGGUUGAGCAUUGCCAGCUGGCGGGGAAGAACGUGGAGACAGAGUGUGCCAACUUCGUCCGCCUCCUCCAGCCCUUCAACAGGAGCCACGUGUUUGCCUGCGGGACCGGCUCCUACCAACCCGUCUGUGCCUUCAUCCAGCUGGGAGCCAGGGGGAAGGGUCCCGGGGCUCCCCCCAUGCGGUUGGUGACCCACUCCUUGGAAUCGGGGAGAGGACGGUGCCCGUACAGCCCCCACGAACCCUUCACGGGACUCCUCGUCGAUGGGGAGCUGUAUUCGGGCACCUCCAGUGACUUCAUGGGCAGCAGCGCUGCCUUCUUCCGGACCUGGGUCCACGGGGCCGAGCAGAGCUACAUCCGGACAGAGCAGAACCAAGACCACUGGCUGCACGAGCCCGCGUUUGUCGGCGCCUACGCCAUCCCUGAUACCUACAACCCACACGACGACAAGGUCUACAUCUUCUUCCGUGAAACGGCCAUGGAAGCUGGGCAAUGGGAGAGGCGGCACAUCCAUGCCAGGGUGGCCCGGGUCUGCAAGAACGACGUCGGCGGGAAGCGCAGCCUCAUCAACCGCUGGAGCACGUUCCUCAAGGCCCGCCUGGUGUGUUCCAUCCCUGGGCCCCAGGGCACCGAGACCCACUUCGACCAGCUCGAGGAUGUUUUCCUCCUGCGCACCCGAGACCCCCAGAACCCCCUUGUCUUCGGCCUCUUCACGGUCUCCAGCGGUGUCUUCAGCGGCUCUGCCGUCUGCAUCUACUCCAUGGCUGCCGUGAGAGCUGCCUUCAGCGGUCCCUUUGCACACAAGGAGGGAUUCGACUACCGCUGGGUAGAAUACAAGGGCCGCGUCCCCUAUCCCCGUCCCGGCACGUGCCCCAGCGAGACGUACGACCCCCUCCUGCAGUCCACCAAGGACUUCCCCGACGAGGUGAUCAGCUUCAUGCGCACCCACCAGCUGAUGUGGGAGCCUGUGUACCCGCAGGGCCGCCAGCCCGUCCUGGUGAGGGUCAACGUACCUUACCGGCUGCGGCAGCUCCUGGUGCACAGGCUGGAGACAGAGAGCCGGCACUACGACGUGCUCUUCCUCGGCACAGAUGAAGGUAAAGUCCUGAAGGUGGGGCUGGCCGGUGGGGUGAGCCGUGGCACAGAGGUGAUCAGCCUGGAGGAGAUCAGCGUCACUAAGGUGCCCUCUCCCAUCCUGGACAUGAAGUUAUCACCAAAGCGGCAGGAGCUGUUUGUGAGCAGCACCCAUGGGCUGCUUCAGCUCUCCCUGUACCGCUGCGAGCUCUAUGGCAAAACCUGCACCGACUGUUGCCUGGCCAGGGACCCCUACUGCACCUGGGACAGCAAGACCUGCGCCCCUCACCUGCUCACUGAGAAGAGGCGUGCCCGCUGCCAGGAUGUGCUAAAGUCUGACCUGCUCAGCCAGUGCCAGGACACCGCAGAGGGGACCGCUGCCAUGGAGAAGCUAGUUUUUGGGGUGGAGAAGAACUCAACCUUCCUUGAGUGCCUGGCACGCUCCCCGCAGACGACCGUCCGGUGGCUGGUGCGGCACGGCGAGGAGACGGGCCUGAGUGAGGUCAGGAACAACGGCCAUUUCUCGGUGCUGGAGCAAGGGCUGCUGAUCCGCCAGCUGGCGAGGGAGGACGCGGGCACAUACGAGUGCCAGGCGGUGGAGCACUCCUUCUCCCGGCCCCUCACCAGAUACAGCCUCCGCGUCAUCAGGCAUGAGGCCAUGGAGGUGCCACCUUACAAACGGAACAAGGGCCCCGAGCUAGGAGGGACCCACCAGAGCCCCCGGCCCCGGAUUGACCUGCACCCGGGCUACAAGGGCUUCCCGCGGGCCCUGGGGGCACCGGGCACCAGCCUGGAUGUCUAUUGCAACGCCCUGCGGCACCAGGAAAGGCAGCGGCAGAAAGCCUGGCACCAGAAGUGGCAGCACCCGUCCCCGGACAGCAAGAACGGCCGGGUGCGGAGGCACCCCCAGCCCCUGUGAGGGGGGCAGAGGGAGCUGGGGCCGCCCACAGCUCCCUUCCCGGUCUCUCCAGGGCCCUUCUCGCACGCGGGCAUCAGCUUUGAGACACCUCUCAGCUUCCCGUGCAGAAAAUGCCUCGCUGUUACUACCUCAAACCCUGCCAGUCCCUGCUGCCUCUCCGUGCGCCCCACCAAGCAUGCCGGGGUGAGGGCACGCAGCCCACACCGGCUCUCCGAGACUCAAAGAUAUUUACGCCCUGCAGAAUAUUUAUUCUCCUUGUUUUCCCCUGGCCCUUAAUGACAAUCGUUAUCAGCAGCAAUAAUAAGCACAGAGGACAGAGAAAGGAAACAGCCAGCUCUCACAAAUGGUUCCCUGACACCCAGCAGCAUCCAGCCCUGCCAUGGACACCCGUGCACCCAGCUUCCCUCCCCUCCGGAGGCAGCGGGCUCCUCACUGCAGCCCCAGCAGCACGGUGCCCCGGCGGGGUGCUCACCCGGGUGGCUGCGGAGGUGUCAGCAGAGCCCAAAUGCCGCUGAAGGCAGCGGGGCACGGCUGCUUGCUGAGCCUGGGCUCUGGCAGUGGGGCACCUGGGGUCUGCAGAGAUGCCCAUGGCCAGCUCAGCUCCGAUCCACUUCAAACCACACCGCUUUUUUAAAUUUUGACAUUUAUUUUACCAAAAAAAGAGAGAAACAACAGGCAGUUAUACCAACUUACAAUUUAUUAUUUUUUUAAAAAAUGACAUGAAACACAAGUAAAAAUAAAUACAUCAUAUAAACAACAAAUUGUUCAAAGUCUCUGUUCUGGGAGAUCAGGCGAGCACAUCCCGUUUGACAGAGAGAAGAGGGAAGCACAUGAUCAUGCGUGGGGCCAACCGACCAACCCACCCUGCUAGCGAUACUCCUCUUUCCAACCACAAAA
Messenger RNA from Gymnogyps californianus (California condor), 3317 nucleotides. RefSeq names its product semaphorin 3F (gene SEMA3F). Bases 120 to 2420 code for a protein of 766 amino acids. The record is from RefSeq and is a predicted model, not a curated record. Gene Ontology annotation, molecular function: chemorepellent activity; semaphorin receptor binding. Gene Ontology annotation, biological process: negative regulation of axon extension involved in axon guidance; axon guidance; semaphorin-plexin signaling pathway. Lineage: Eukaryota; Metazoa; Chordata; Aves; Accipitriformes; Cathartidae. The transcript has 18 exons.